Molecule: messenger RNA, 4911 nt
Organism: Lineus longissimus
Lineage: Eukaryota; Metazoa; Nemertea; Pilidiophora; Heteronemertea; Lineidae
Product: cilia- and flagella-associated protein 61-like
Exons: 29
Coding region: 171-4055 (1294 amino acids)
Source: RefSeq, a predicted model, not a curated record
AACAAAGAUGGCGGCGUUCGGAUACUGUUUGUACUAAAAUCACCAAAAAAGACCUCAAAAUAUCUAACUGAUUGAACCGAUUCCCAAAUUUAGUAACGCAAUAACAUACAAGACUUAUUGUGUUUGUAUACAGAAACUUUAGCUAGCUGGUCGUGGUCAAUCAUCUCAAGAUGACAACCAUUGAAACACCUGAUGGCCCCACUGAGGUCAUUAAUGCUAGAAGGACAGAAUCCCUUGAUGCACCAAGUAUUCAGGGGCUUGUCCAGCCCAGUACGGAGGCUCUUUUUGGCAGGGUCAAUGUUGUCAACCUGAUAGAAAAAGCUGUCCUUGCUGUUACUUUGAGCAAUGAGAAGGAAGAAUUACUCGGACAUGCUGCUUUAUUUGACUACCCAAAUCUUCCAAGUGUGGAUCCUGCUGAGUGGGAAGGCUGGCUAAAUUCACACUAUGACUGCAAGAAAUCAACUGCACUCAACACAAUGUUUUUGCAUUACUUUGUGGCAAAGCAAGAGUACUCCCAUGGCUGUGCUAAAGAGAUCAUUCGGACUGUCUUCAAUGCUGUUCCUGACACUCAUUACAUUUACCUAAUCGUCCCACAAGGAGUUUUCCCAGAUUCUGCUGUCUCUGAGAUCUUCAAGCCAAUGGAGAAGUUGGGUGGUUCCAAGGGUCCAGAUGGUUGUGUUGUCUUUGUCUGCAAGAGACAUGAUCAUGUUCCAGUACUUCACAUCAGGCAGGCUAGAGUUCAAGACCAUGAUGACCUGACACCGAUUUUCAAUCGCCAAAGUGACAUGCUGAGAAAUACAUAUGGAGACUACUUUCUCGCUGAACUGAUUGAAGCUCAGGAUGAGGAUAUGCAGUGUUUAGUUGCUGAGGAAAUUUCAAUCACUGAAACUGAACACACGACUGUGGUUGAAGGUACAGCUGUUGGAUUUAUGAGUAUCUGCUCCGAAGUCAACGUGAAUCUCCUGAAUGAGUGUUUUGAACUUGGUCCAUUCCAUGGUUUGAGGAAGGAGCAUCCUGAUGAUGUUGUGAUUGCGCCAAAGACGCCAUCACCCUCUCCUCCACCAGAAGAGGAAGCCCAAUCUUCUAGACAAGGGUCUCGUCCUUCAUCAGCUGGGUCGGCCAAGUCUGCAGGAUCUAAGAAGUCUGCUUCAAGUGUAAGAGAGGGCUCUAUUCCUGAAGGCGAAGCAGAAAAGCCUGCUCGGACAAGCAGCGCAAAGAGUGAGAAAAGUACUGCUUCCAAAGGGAGUCUCCAGGCAGAUGAUGAAACUGUUAUCCGUCGUAGAUUGAGUGAUGAGCCAAUGGGAAGUCAGGCCUCACUGCUAAGUGAGCAUGGCAAGGAUGACGGUAGCGACAAGUCUGUUAGCUUACCAGGAUCUGCCAAGUCUGAGAAGAGAGUUGAGUCACAAGCAUCUGUUUUGCCAACUCCUAAAGUGAUCACGCCCCAUGCUAGACUACCAAAGAGAUUCGUCCCUGAGUACUACGGCGAAGCAAAUGCAUUCUCUAUACAGUUAUUCUGUAUUGACGAACGAUUUGAAAUGAGAUCUGCUGAUUUCCUGAACAAAGCCUUCGAACUGUUCCCUAAUCUCGACUUCGUCAUUAUUACCGUUCCACACCUUGUUCCAGAGUUCCCACUCCUCCAACAGUUUGUGCGUGUCACCCCAAGAACACCAAGCGUCCUCUCACAAGAACUGUACAUUUUCAACAAAUCUGGACUUAUCAAGAACUUCGAUGUACGCCCAGCCUGCACUAAGGACUUAGCAGGUGUUGAGAAGUUGGUGCAAACCAUUGAAUUGCAUGAGAAUCUCCUUGACGAUCUGAAGCAGUUCAACAAAAUGAGAAGAGACAGCGAUGGAACAGAGAUUCAAGCGUUUGUGGCAGAAUGUCUUGGCCAAGUGGUUGGCAUUGCGAUCAUACGAAGAGAAGAGGAUAUCGAGUUCAUCAGGUCGCAUUACAACAUUGAGGAUUUCAUCUACUUCAACCAUCACAGGAGAGAUGAGCAUGGCCAUCUUCACCACUUUGCUUUGAAUCCAAUCUUUGCCCACUACUCGAAAUACUUCCUCAAGGAGGUGCUGAGACUUGGCCACAAGACUUGCCUCUACUACCCUGUCUAUCCCCCCUAUGUUGACAAACAGGUUUUGCAGAAACACUCCUUGGUGUCGGCCCUGAACGACAUGGUCCCUGUCCGAUCCCGCCGACAAAUUACAUAUCCUCAGAAUGCCCUUGGUGGGAAUUCUCCCUCAGAGAGAGUACUGGCGUCACCUGAGCCAUAUGCUCUCAGUCACAUCAACAGGAAGCUGACCCUUGAGCCCAAAGUGACCAUCAAUGCUAGAAUUGUUGUGGUUGGAGCAUCAGACGUCGGUAUUGGGUUCCUUGAGACAUUUGCUUUUUGUCCACAUUUACGAUUCAAUAACCUGACCCUGAUUUCCCCUCAUGGUUUGCCAGGGGAGUUACCACCAGAUGAACUUCGGGACUCAAUGCUUGGGUCAAGCCUUGCCUACGAUCAGGAUGACUACACCAAAAUCUCACUGCGAACCUGGGUCAAUGUGGUCUACGGCAGCAUGACCGCCAUUGACAGGAACAAGAAACAUGUAGUCGUCAAUGACAGCACGAUCGUUCCCUUUGAUCAUCUGAUACUGGCCACGGGAAUGCAGUACCAUAUCCCCGCACCGAACGAGGCGGAUAUUUCUAAGCUUGUCACAAGCAAUGAAGCACCUUAUGGACCUGAUCGCCGCUUCAUGGGAGAAGUACCAAAGAAUGUUUUCACCAUCAACGAUGCUUACGAUGCAGCUGUUAUCCUGUACUGGAUCGAGAAUAACUUUUUGAAUAAGGCUGGCAAGGCUCUUAUCUAUGGGAACACACUGGAUGCAUACUGCUCGAUACAGGCACUCAUCAGCAUGGGUGUGUCUGGAAACAGAAUCAUCAUGGUCCAGCCUCCCUUACAGCAACAGCCUUAUUUUCAGACAUGUUUCAACAACCCGGAUGUGGAGACCGCCGUCACCGAUGCCUUGAAGGAAGCUGGUGUCCAAAUUCAUCAGGGGUACCUUUUAGCCGAAUGGAACGAUGGAAAUGGUGGGCCAGAGGUCUACUCCGCAUCAUUCACGUCCAGCACUAAACCUAUUCGAUUUGAGUGCUCAGCAUUUUUCUGCUACUACAGAAAGGCUGUCGAUGUUCAAGCAUUUAAAUCAAUCAACAAUGCCUGUCUGGUGUAUGACGGCAAGCUGGUCAUCGAUGCUAACUUCCACACAAAUGAUGUGUCCAUUAGAGGCGCUGGCACGUUGACCAAGUUCCAGAGAAAAUACCAUGCCGAUCAGUGGACGCAUGCCAACUUCAACUCAAAAGAAGUAGGAAUGCAGCUGGCAAAUACUAUGUUAACAUUGUUUGACCCAACACUGGAGCCAGAACCAGAACCACCAGCGGAGCUGAUGAAACUCAUCCCUAUGUACAGGGCACCGAAGAUGCAAGCAGGUAUUCUUCCUGGUGACUUCUGGUACGUCCAUGUGUGCAAACCAGGUCUGAACACGCCAUUGGAUACUCAGAUGGCGCAGAGUGAUUAUGGCGAUGAGAUCAUCACUGGCAGUCCCAACAGCAACAAGGAUUAUUUCCGUCUACAUAUCAACCAGUACAAGUCAAUAGAGACUAUAACAUGUCUCUCCAAGAAGCCCCUACCUACCAGCAACAUUUUGUGCCUGUACGGUCUCCACGAGCGAUACCUUAACAACUUGAUGUCAAGAUUCGGUGAAGGACUUGUCAAUGAUCUGUAUGAGUUCUUCGGUGAAACAUGGUGCCUUGCAAUCUUCCAUGACAGAUUCGCUGACUUCAGAGAAGAGAUCCGGGAACUGUUGCUUACAAGACCAGCUGAGGAUGUUCCCGCGCUCGAAGAGAAGGUUCGUGAAUUGAUUGAGGAUGAUUUAAUGUUGAGCAAAGCAAACAGAAGCAGAUUGACGAACGAUUUCAAAGAGAGUGGCGCCAAGCGUGCAGUGGAAACCCGGCUUCUUAGCUUCCUUAGUUACAACUACUACCACAUGCCCAUGUAUGCCAAGCCAGGCAUGGUGUAAACGUACAGGUGGAGUCUGAAUCCAGUAAAAGAGACUAUUGAUUUGUGUGGAGCUGGAUCCUUAAAGGCAUACGCUGUUUGUUCAGAAUUUGAAAUUGAUUUCGACAUUUUUCAAUUAUGUAAAUAGACAUUGAAUAUACAUUUCAACAUAGCUGUUGUGUGUGCUGAUAUAGACAUACUCUACAAGUCAAGUUUCAUCACAUUGACAUAUCUGGUGACUGAACAUUGGCCAUGUUCAUUUCACUUCUUUGUUGCACAGACAAAAACAAUGUACAUGAACAGCGUAGGCCUUUAAAAGAAAAAUCCAGAGCUUGACUUGUUUUAACUUUGAGCAAAGAAACGUUUGACAUUUGAAAGAAGGUCAGUUGAAAAGUUAAAAGAAAACUGUUUACGUUUUGUUUUCAGCUGAUGUUGUUAUUAGCACACAGUGGUCACAUUAUCAGUCAUAUUCAGAUCUCUCUGUUAGAAAGUUCGACUGUUGCAGACUAGGUUGAAGUGCCUUGCUUUGGCAUAUUACCUAAACUUUUGUGUUUCAUGGUUAAGUUGAUGAAACUCUUUACGAAAAGGGAAUAAUGUUGCUUCUAGGCCAACUGUGUUCUGACUGGCUGGACACUCCAAUUGAGUGUGGUUCAUUCGCCUGAGAAUAAAUGUCGAUUACAUUGGUUACAUAUAGAAAGUAUUUAUUUAGAUAAACAGAAUCCUUUUCGAGGCCAGCCCCUGACAGUUGUAAGAAAAUUUUCAAGGAAACAUUCAAAGUGCACUGUGUUAUUCACCGUCCAACAUAUUGUAUUUAUUUUGUAUAUAUUUCAACUGUGAUACGCUUUAUAUACUACCAUAUAGAAUUUCAAAUACAUGUU